Messenger RNA from Salvia hispanica, 1587 nucleotides. Its product is annotated as sugar carrier protein C-like. Lineage: Eukaryota; Viridiplantae; Streptophyta; Magnoliopsida; Lamiales; Lamiaceae. The record is from RefSeq and is a predicted model, not a curated record. Gene Ontology annotation, biological process: monosaccharide transmembrane transport. Gene Ontology annotation, cellular component: membrane. Gene Ontology annotation, molecular function: monosaccharide transmembrane transporter activity.
GAGAGAGAGAUAAUGGGCGAAGAGAAAGAAUAUCCAGGCAACUUGACACCUUACGCUAUUAUAACCUGCGUUAUUGCAGCCACAGGCGGUCUCACUUUCGGUUAUGAUAUCGGAAUUUCAGGUGGAGUUACGUCAAUGGAUGCAUUCUUGAAGAUGUAUUUCCCGUCAGUGCGGAAGAAGUGGAUGGAGGAUUCGAGUGAGAAUCAAUAUUGCGUAUUUGAUAGCCAUUUGCUCUCUAUGUUUACAUCGUCCUUGUAUUUGGCUGCACUUUCCUCGUCGGUCGUCGCAUCGACGUUGACAAGAAAAGUGGGCAGAAAGACAACGAUGGUGGGCGGAGGUGUGCUCUUCUUCGUCGGAGCUUUGAUCAAUGCGUUGGCCCCUUCUCAUGCUCUAUGGAUGCUCAUUCUUGGCCGUAUUCUUCAGGGAUUUGGAGUUGGAUUUUCUAUCCAGUCUGUUCCAUUGUACCUGUCUGAGAUGGCUCCUUACAAGUACAGAGGUGGACUCAACAUUGGAUUUCAAUUAUGCAUAACCAUAGGCAUCUUAGCGGCGAAUCUAUUAAACUAUGCAUUUAACAAAAUCAAGGGUGGGUUCGGGUGGCGGCUGAGCCUAGGAGGCGCCGCCGUCCCUGCCGCUAUCGUUACCAUAGGCGCCUUAGCCCUUCCGGAGACACCGAAUUUCAUGAUCGAGCGAGGCAAGCACGACGAGGCCAGAGCCAAGCUCAGGAGGCUUCGCGGCGUAGACGAUGUGGAUCAAGAGUUCAACGACAUAGUUAAAGCGUGUGAGGCGUCCAAGAAUGUGGAAUAUCCAUGGAGGAACCUCUUCAAGAAGAAGUAUAGGUUUUAUCUGAUGAUGGCAAUCGCCAUUCCCCUGUUUCAAGGGCUGAGCGGCAUCAACGUCAUCAUGUUUUACGUGCCCGUCGUGUUCAAGUCCGUCGGCUUUAACAGCCACGCGGCAUUGAUGUCGACCGUGUUCACCGGUGGGGUGAAUGUCUUGGCCACCGUGGUCUCCAUUUAUGGAGUGGAUAGGUGGGGAAGAAGGUUCCUUUUCAUUGAAGGAGGCAUCCAAAUGCUCAUUUCUCAGAUUGUAGUUGGAAUAUGCAUGGGCGUGACAUACGGGGUGGAUGGAGCGGUAAGAGAGACGACACCCAAGUGGUAUGCAAUUGUGCUAGUGGUGUUUAUAUGCAUAUUUGUGGGUGGAUUUGCCUGGUCAUGGGGGCCUCUAGCUUGGCUGGUGCCUAGUGAAAUAUUCCCACUCGAAAUUCGGUCUGCGGCUCAGAGCUUGAAUGUCUCGGUCAACAUGGGCUGCACCUUUCUUAUCGCUCAAACCUUCUUCACCAUGCUUUGUCACUUUAAAUUUGGCGUCUUCUUCCUCUUUGGCUUCUUUGCCUUGGUUAUGACUAUCUUCAUAUACUUGGUCUUGCCAGAGACCAACAAUAUUCCCAUCCAAGAAAUGCCUAUGCAAAUUGCUAUUGUCCGAGUUUUGUGAGGCCUUAAUUAGAACUCCUUUGCUACACCAAAUGAGAUAGUUUAAAAAUUAUUUUUGUUUUACAUUAUAGACUUCAAUCAAAACUCAUGUCACGUCAUUUUC